Canariomyces notabilis is the source of this 1251-nucleotide messenger RNA. RefSeq lists its product as uncharacterized. The record is from RefSeq and is a predicted model, not a curated record. Lineage: Eukaryota; Fungi; Ascomycota; Sordariomycetes; Sordariales; Chaetomiaceae. The transcript has 2 exons. The coding region runs from base 1 to 1251 and encodes 416 amino acids.
AUGGACCCAGCCGCCCCGCUCGACCCGAAACUGCUCAUAACCGACAUCCUCCGCACCCGAUACUGUAUCCCCGGCUCGGUCUUUCUGGUGGAAGCCAUUGACCGGCGCGUGCCCAUCCCCCCUGAGGCCCUUGACAAAGAUGGUGGUGAUAAUGAUGCUAGUGAUAGUGGAAGACGGAGGAGAAGGAGGAGGAGAACCGGCCUGCGCGCCAUGCGCCUCCUGCUCGGCGACGGCGAGCUGUGUAUCCAGGCCCUGGUCAGGCCUGAGAUGUACCCUUUUAUUGAUCGGGGGGUGGUGUAUGAAGGGUGUUAUGUGCGGGUUGAUAAAUUUGAGUUGAGGUGGGGGAAGGAUAAGCGGGAAGGGGGGAUGGCGUAUUUGGUUGUGUGGGACUUGGUUACGGUUGGGUGGAAUGAGGAGUAUCUUCAGAUUCUCAAAAGGGAGGAGGGUGAGGGUGAUGGUAAAGGGAAUGAGGUUAUGUGGGACGAAAAGGGAGGAGAGGAGUUGGAGAAUAUCCCACAACAGAUGGAGGAUGAACUGGUGGAAGAUGAACCCCCUGAGGAAGUUACAGCGUCACCGUCUGAUGAGAAGGUCGUGGAUCCAGCAGGCCAUGAUCCUGAAUUACCGGAUCAAGAGCCGAAGCUUGAUGAGGAUGUCGGCGAGGAUGACUACAUAACCGACUCUGACGACGCUUUUGAAACCCUCAAGAUAUCUACAGAGAGGGCAGACGAGCGUCGAGUUACCCUGAGCGCUUUAGACACCCCACAAAGACCACAAGAACCGGCUGUCCAACAGAACCAGAUCCACGACAAAUCCAUCCCAUGGCGGCCGAACGACCCAACGCAAGCCCUUAGACUCACUCAACUGCGCGCCAUCCCCAACCUCCCUUACAAGCAGAACUGGAUGGUCAACGUUCUCGCAGUUGUUGUCUCCCUCUCAGAGGUGCAACCAUCUCACAUCGUGCCAUACAGGCAGCGCACGGCACGGCUAGCUGACAUGAGCACCACCAAGCACGUCCAACUCUCGACAUUCCUGGACCCUGAAGGAUUCACGCCCGCCAUAGGCAGCGUUGUAUUGCUCCUGGGCGUCAAGAACCACCUGUCAGAGGGCGGGUCGUUGAGGAAAUACGUGAGCGAUCGACCAAAGAGUGGGAGAAGUUGGUGGGUACAGCAUCCAGAGACGCUUGGCUGGUGCAAGGAGGAGGUGGUCAGGCUGCGGGAGUGGUGGCAGGGCAGAACAGAGGGAGAGGGGUGA